Messenger RNA from Dermacentor andersoni, 4797 nucleotides. RefSeq names its product probable palmitoyltransferase ZDHHC24. Lineage: Eukaryota; Metazoa; Arthropoda; Arachnida; Ixodida; Ixodidae. The record is from RefSeq and is a predicted model, not a curated record. Gene Ontology annotation, molecular function: palmitoyltransferase activity.
UACGCUCCUAAACAAAUGUACACCGUUUGGGGUGUAUAUUUACCACAGAACAUUAAUCGUCAUCUGUCUUGAUUGUGUUCCCUUUCUUGAAAACGCUGCGCUCGCUACUUUCCUGUCGAGAAUGCUUUGUCAUGCUGAUAAUUCGGAUGUCGUUCGGGACUUGGGAAGUACUACCGGGCACGCAGCGUUAAAGAAAGGAAAUGCGGGCAAGACAGAUGUCGAUUAUUGUUGUGUGGCAAGAUACGAACCAAAGGGUGUAAUUUUGUUUAAUAAUGUACCUAGAAACAUUUAUCUUUUGAGAAAGGUCGUCAGGAAGGUCGUCAAGGUUGCGAAAAGAUGGUCUCGAAUAAGAGACAUUUUGAAGCAUGGAAUUUGAGAAAAUUUUCACUUUAUUUUUCACCUUGAAAGACAUGCAUUGGGAAGGCUGCACCAAUAUGCUUUUUCCUCGGAGGUCGCAUGGCUUCGAAAACAUUUGCAGGUACCACAAGACCUUCGACAAGGUGAUGUGGGUGCACGCUGCUUCGGCCACAUUUAUCGUGUUCAACAUAUACGCAAACCUGUUCAAGCUCCUCCAGACUGACACAAGUGCACGUGACAUGAAGACGCCAGCUGUGCUUUUGCCGGGCUGGCGGCACUGUGCAGUGUGCUUGAUGAACGUGCCGCCCCGCUCUCAUCACUGCAGUGUGUGCAAUGAGUGCAUACUAAAACACGACCACCACUGCAUGUUUACGGGCCGCUGCAUUGGCUUCUACAACCAACGGUACUUCGUUGUUGCUCUCCUCUACAUGACUGUUGGCCUGUUCUACAGUCUCUCGUACAAGUGUCCCUACGUGCUUGAAAUGCUUGGCGGCAUCAACUUGGCGACUUUCUUGCACAUGGUGGCUCCACAUUUUGGCCUUCUGCUGGGUUUCGUUGAUGUCUGGCUUUUCCUGUGCAAUCUUGUGAAUCUUGUGGAACUGGUUGUGUUCUUCCUGUGUGCCUACCUAUUAAUGGUCGAGCUGAUCUGCGUGGCAAGAAACCAGACCACCUAUGAAAAAAGCCACGGCAUUCGGACCUACAGCAUGGGUCUUAGGAGGAACUUGAAGGAGACUUUGGGUGCCUCCUGGUUCCUGGUGUGGUUGUCUCCCUGGGUACAGUCCCCUGUGUCUGGAGAUGGGCUGCACUUUGACGGUCAUGUGGUUUGUAUGGAUGGCAAAAAGCAAGAGUGAGCUUUUGUGCCAAAGAGAGGGAGAGAUAAAACUGUUGCUUGGACAAUGCCACUUUAUUCAAUUUAUUCAAACCUUGAUUUAAACACAAAAAUGAAAAUGAGUGGUAGUCACAAUACCUGUUUUUUUUAGACCAUAGACAAUUUUCUAAGUUUGCCUGUGGCAAAUAGGGUAAUUGUAGUCCAUGAGCUGGAUAACUCGAAGCGGUGGACAUUGCUUAGAUAAAAAAAUUGAAAUACAUAAUUCCAUAAUUAACCUCUUUAAAUUCAUUGAUUUAGGGCACAUUGCCAUUUGCUAAUUGUAGCUGGAAAGGUUGCAAGGCAUAUCCACUUGGAGAGACUUCUAAGGAUUGCACGGGUUACAAAAUAUGCACUGUAAAACUUGAACUAAAAAUAAUGUAUUGUUCUAAUUAAUUUUUAACAAACUGCAGUUUGAUAUAUUCAAUUUUAGUAGGACGUUCUGGCGAGCUAGUUGGUUCAUAGCUUUAGUCGUUUCUUAUAACCGCAAAAAAAUGAGGACACAAGAAAGGAACACACACCACACCACAAGAAUUAGCAGUCUGCGCUUGUGGUGUGGUGUGUGUUUCUUUCUUGUGUCCUUGUUUUUUCACGGAGUUAUAAGAAACGACAAAAUGAUGUAUUCAAGCAUAAAAGCAACUGGAACGCCCAUGUAUUUCGUGACACUUUGGGAAUUAUCUCAAAACUAGUGCGGGCCUUAAAAAUGUGUUCCAGCAGAUGCUCCAUGUGAACUCAUUGGCUACAAUUUGUAACUUGCGAUAUGUGCAAUGCAGUAAUUAAAAGAUUAGUGCAUUUUUGUUAAUUAGUCAGUUGUGCAUUUUGAUUUCUGGUGCAAUGUCCACCUCUUCAAGUAAUCAAGCUGAAUGACUAGAAUUAUCCUAUCUGCCACAGACAUUAAAAAAGAAGCACCGCCCUUCCCAGUCUGUGAACAUGAUUGAACAGCGAAGCUGUGUUACUUACACCGAGUGUUACACCAUGCAAGUCAAACUUCGCAAGCAGCCUAUAUUGUAAAUCUUUUGUUUCAUGAAGUCAAGGUUUUGACGGAAGCCCGUCUGGUCCACACGACAUCAAAAUGACAGAUAGCUCCCUCAACCGGAAUGACGGAACCCUCUCACCCCCAUCGACACGUGCUGCUUACGUCAUAUUUUAAAGCCAUAUUAACAUUGUAACGCACGUCCUUGAUUUCACUGUGAACAAGGCUCCCGACAGGGAAGACGAAACAUCUUUUCUUGUAUUCUUUAAGUGAUUGGUGUCCGUUUUACCCUUCAUGAUGCCUUCCGACCACCCUCCUAAUCCAAAUGACAGAUAGAACCUUCAACCCGAAUGACGGAACCCUCCCCCCAUCUACACGUGCUGCUUACAUCAUAUUUUAAAGCCAUAUAAACAUUGUAUUGCACGUCCUUGAUUUCACUGUGAACAAGGCUCCCGACAGGGAAGACGAAACAUCUUUUCUUGUAUUCUUUCAGUCUUCAUGUUUUGUUUCACCAUUAUUUCACCUCAUUUUCGCUAUUGCGUGCUUCUCGUGGUGCGCAUGCUUUAAGAGUGCUUUUUUUUUGGCAUUUCUGGCAUUAGGCACUUCUAGUGCACAGCUCGGGGCCGGCCCUAUGACGACAAGCCCGUUCAUGAGCCAACUGUCGCUGACACUCAGGGUAGGCAGCUUCUUCCUCAGGAGUAUGCACUACUCGUGGUCUUCCCAUAGUUGUAGCUGGGAUGUGUGGAACCACUAAUGGAAAACUCUAUAUUGGGUGCAAGGCCCACUACUGGAGAUGCGGGCGCUGCAAUCGUUUUGGCGAUUGGUUGGAUUGGUUUGACAAUUGACAGCGCUGCCAGCACUUCUUGCUGGCGCAAAAAGAGCCGGCAGCCAUGUGCUCUUAGUGUCGCGUUUCAAUCAUUGGGCAUCGUUCGUUGGCUGCAAACCGCCAGCAUAACAUUUGUUUUUUUCACGGCAGGGUGAAAUCAAUCGUCGAUAAAUUUGAUCGCGAUCUGGCUCUAUCGCCUAAAAUGCACAACCAUAUCAGAUUGGCGUAUAAGAUGACAUUCUCACAGUGGGAAAGGAGUCACUCCAACCCCUUUGAUGAAGUUGAUGAGUUUGUCACACCCAAGCCAAACUGGAACUUACUUAAGCAUUCAUCCCCAUGAAAAACCACUUUUCUGUGUUACUGGCUUUGUGAUGUUUUCAGCAACCAGCCACAUUUUCUGCUCCGCAGUGUCAGUUGAAGCAUGAAAGUGUCAUGCAUGAAAGUGUCAUGAAAGUGUCACAAUCACUGCUAUACUGUUGCAGACCAGACAUUGUGCGAAGUGUGGUCCUGCGUGUAGCCCUGUGUGAUGCAGGUACCACAGCAAUGAGUUUGCACAUCUGUUGUUCAUUAACUAAGAGGUAUAGUCCUGUGGAACAUUAGACCCGAGUUUAAUCUUUCAGAGCAUGUGCCGACAUCCAGAGUAACGGGUGAUGAGUACCUGCCAUGUAGACGUAGGAGCCAGGCACUUAGGACACGCUUCAGUGUUAUCAUUUGUAGAUUCCUUGGCCCAGGUGACAGCAGGUGUCAAGGCUAUAGCAGCAUGGAGCCUCCAAAGACAAACUUCUUUCAACCAGGAAAAGGUUGUGCAGAAGGAAGCGCACACGGGAGCAUAAGUGCAUAUGUCCUGUGAAAGAAUAGACUUCUAGGCUUGGAGGAGAGUUUGGGUGUCAGCAGGGAUCAAAGCUUGUUGUGUCCAAGAUAACAAUGGUGAGUGAUCGAUCUAGUAGGCCAAGUUGUUGAACAUACUCCAAUUAUGUCCCUGAAUCCAAUGCACUGUAACGCUGAAGUGUGAUGGCUUUUUCAGCCUAUGUAUUUGUUGGCAUAUUUGGAAUGUCUUCAUAACUUUCUUCAAUUCACUCACUGCACCAAGUGAGUCAAUGUAGAUGUGAAGCUCCAUAACAUUUUGUAACACGCUCACAUACUCACUUGCAUAAUUUAUGGCUUUCAGUUCUAGUAACAAGGAAUCUGGGGUUUCGGUGGUAUUAGUGCAUGUAUACAUAAUUCAGGAUCACUCAGCCUUGCGAAGGAGGCCCGUCUUCAUGGAAUAACUGUUGCAUCUGUGUACUUGCAUUAAUCCUGAGGAACAGUAGUCUGAGCUGUGCAAAGUGGCUGGUGACAUUGGCAAAGAUUGGUUGAAUUCUUUGUGGCGAGAGAUGUGUAACACCUUGGGAGAAGGUCACCCAGUGUCAAAGAGGGGGACCUCCAUGGAAAAGAUUGUCAAGAGCAGCAGCUGCUGCAAUGCACAGUCUUUCAACUGUGAGUGCCAUUCAAUUUAUGUUGAAGUAAUAUGCUAGUAGACUUUAAAUUCACAUCAUAUCUAUUGGCAGUACCAUUGCUGAACCUAUUACUAAUUUUCUUAAUGCCAAUAUUUCAAAAAAAUAGAAAGACUAUGCUUAUUAGUAUAUUAUUUAAAAUAGCUUGAAUGUAGGCUAUCUUUUGAUUGGAGACAUGCAAAUCAGAGUUUGUAAGAUGUUUGUGAAUUUCAGUAUCAUUAAAAAACUAAGCACUUGGUACUAAAGAAAAAUUUAGGUCAAUAAAGUAUUCUUCAAAAACUUG